This is a messenger RNA of Sclerotinia sclerotiorum 1980 UF-70, 126 nucleotides long. RefSeq lists its product with no specific name. The transcript is spliced from 3 exons. The coding region runs from base 1 to 126 and encodes 41 amino acids. Lineage: Eukaryota; Fungi; Ascomycota; Leotiomycetes; Helotiales; Sclerotiniaceae. The record is from RefSeq and is a predicted model, not a curated record.
AUGAAGUUCAUGAAAGAGUAUUCGGUAAAAUCAACCCUCGAAUCCCUCGGGACGAUAUUCCUUCAUGGUAACUGUCAGGUAAGAUGUAAGGGUAAGACAAGUCCUGACUCCCGAGUUCCUCCUUAA